CUCAUAUAAUAACAUAAACACAAACAAAUUAUUUAAAACGCAUUAAAAAAAAGCACUUUCUCAAGAAAACUUCUUCACACUUCAUUCAUCCAUUCCCCAAAAGGAAAUUGAAGAAACAAAAGAAAGAGAAAGAAAAAAAACACAUUUUUUCUGCAAAAUCUAGAAGAACUAGAUCUGUCUCCAACAUCAUAGCAUGUCUUGUUCUUUGAAUCAACAAAGCUUCUUGCUUUGUUCUUCACUUCUCCUCAUCAUGGCUAUCUCUGUUUCUUCCUUUCAUCCAACUUUUCUAAACAAUACUGUUUUUGAUUCUCAGAUACUUACUGGUCGCCAUCUUCUUCAAGCUAAAAAAGGUUGUUCUGUGAAUUUCGAGUUUCUAAACUACACAAUAAUCACAAGCAAAUGCAAAGGACCUAAGUACCCUCCAAAACCAUGUUGUGGAGCAUUUAAAGAGUUUGCUUGUCCUUAUGCCGACGUGAUCAACGAUUUAACGAACGAUUGCGCCUCAACCAUGUUUAGCUACAUCAAUCUUUACGGAAGAUACCCUCCCGGUCUCUUCGCGAGCGAGUGUCGUGAAGGAAAGCUAGGUUUAGCUUGCGAUGCAUUAUCUCCAUCAGAGUCGGCCAAUGACACCGCAAAUCAAAUCGUACAUACUCCUUCUAUAUUACUCGCUCUCGCGUCCUGCAUCUUCUUGAUGGUUUUAUUUUGAUAUUGAAAUUUCUCAACUUCUAUUCAUUUGUUGCUUUGCAUCGAAAGUUCGUUAUUGUCGAUGCGGAUUGGUUGUGCUAGAGGUGAAACUCAGAGAAUGUACUUUAUGUGAUAUAGUUACAAAAGUUACAACUUAAUAUACUCAACUAUGUUGUAUUUGAGUGUUUGUUUAAAGAUUGCAAGUUUUGUGGGA
Lathyrus oleraceus (garden pea) is the source of this 898-nucleotide messenger RNA. Its product is annotated as GPI-anchored protein LLG1. Lineage: Eukaryota; Viridiplantae; Streptophyta; Magnoliopsida; Fabales; Fabaceae. Bases 194 to 706 code for a protein of 170 amino acids. The record is from RefSeq and is a predicted model, not a curated record. The transcript has 3 exons.